Messenger RNA from Bicyclus anynana (squinting bush brown), 7565 nucleotides. It is a transcript of the gene Eif2g, whose product is annotated as eukaryotic translation initiation factor 2 subunit 3. The record is from RefSeq and is a predicted model, not a curated record. Gene Ontology annotation, cellular component: nucleus; eukaryotic translation initiation factor 2 complex; cytosol. Lineage: Eukaryota; Metazoa; Arthropoda; Insecta; Lepidoptera; Nymphalidae. Gene Ontology annotation, biological process: formation of translation preinitiation complex; positive regulation of translational fidelity. Gene Ontology annotation, molecular function: tRNA binding; histone H3K9 methyltransferase activity; protein binding. Bases 236 to 2032 code for a protein of 598 amino acids. The transcript has 3 exons.
UCAACAGUCAAUUGUCAAAUGUCACCUCGGUUUGCUGUCUUGGUCUUGCUUGGUUCGCGGUAGAAAUUACCUAAAAAAAGCUGGACUUUACGAAAGCUAUGGCCACGCAUUAAAGUUUAUCAUAUAAAAUAGAUCUUCUUAAAGUGUGUGGGCUACCUACAUUGAAAAUAAUCUUAUCACUUUGUACUUAGUAUUGUUUUACACUGAAAAAAGUUGAUACUAAAAGGGGGAAACCAUGACUUCUAAUGAGGGCCGAGCUCAGUCAAACUUGCAUCAUCAAGAUUUAUCGAAGCUAGAUGUCACAAAGCUAUCUGCUUUGUCUCCUGAAGUGAUAUCCAGACAGGCGACUAUAAACAUUGGGACCAUAGGACAUGUAGCUCAUGGAAAGUCUACAGUUGUGAAAGCUAUUUCGGGAGUGCAGACUGUCAGAUUCAAGAAUGAGUUGGAACGGAAUAUUACCAUUAAAUUGGAGCGCCUGAAGGACUCAGUCUUAAGAAUGUACAGCCAAAGAGCAGAGGAAAGAGAUGAAAGUAUGUUCUUUGAAACAAUUAAAAAGUCCAAAAAAAGGACUUUGCUUUCUUCUUCGGAUACCACUCCAGAGAAGCCUCGAAACAAAAAACAAAAAAGACAGGAACCUGAAGUAUAUAUCAUAGAGAAAAUUGUAGAUUUUAAAUUUGAAUCAGGUAGAGAAAUGUUUUAUAUAAAAUGGAAAGGCUGGGAUGAUAUUGAAAAUACUUGGGAACCCAUUGACAAUCUGGAUAACUGCCCUGACAUGCUAAAUGAAUUUAUAAAAAAUGAGGAGCUCAAACACCUUGAUAAAAUUGAAAAACUAAAGGAGGAAAUAUCUUUCGAUGAUUUGCUGAGCGAACAAAAUCUAGUUACUCGAAUUGAUGAGGUUAUGGAAGUUGAUCUCACAAAUUUGAAAGCAAACCUAUAUGUCAAGUUGUUGUCAAUGAUAAAGUUGACAGAGGAAGAGGAACUUCAUGCAUCUGAUCUAGUUCAGAGUGCGAGGAACUUGCUUCAACUGUAUGUAUCUACUAGGAAAAGAUGUCGUCAACUUAUGGCACUCAGAGACUGGGAACAAUAUAUAAACCAAGUUGAUAGAUCCAAAAAACUGACUGUGGAAAAUAAAUUUGAUCUUACCGGCCCACCAGAAAAUUUUACAUACAUAAAUGAGUCCAUACCUGGUGCCGGUGUAACCAUUCCAACGGAACCACCGAUUGGGUGUGAAUGUGUGGCUUGCAAUUGUAGAUCAAAGUCCUGUUGCGGUAUGCAAGCUGGUCUCUUUGGGUAUACGGCCCUAAAACGAGUCCGUGUAACUUCAGGGACACCUGUAUACGAAUGCAAUAAGGCAUGCAAAUGCUCGUCCGACUGCAACAAUCGUGUCGUUCAGAGAGGCAGGACUGUGAAGCUCACCAUAUAUAGAACACCCAAUGGUUGUGGUUGGGGCGUUCGGACAGACCAAAAAAUCAAGCAGGGACAAUUCAUAUGCCAGUAUGUUGGUGAGGUUAUAACAUUUGAGGAAGCAGAAAAACGUGGGAGUGAAUAUGAUGCAAACGGAUUGACAUAUUUGUUUGAUCUCGAUUUCAAUUCAUGUGAAAAUCCAUAUGUAGUCGACGCAUGCAAUUUGGGGAAUGUUGCACAUUUUAUAAACCACUCGUGUGAUCCCAACUUGGGUGUGUGGGCCGUGUGGGCAGACUGUCUGGAUCCGAACUUACCGAUGCUGGCUUUAUUUGCCACAAGGGAUAUUGACGCAGGAGAAGAAAUAUGUUUUGACUAUUUACAAAAGACUACAAAUGAUAAUGAAGUCGGCCAGACCAGCUCUGUUUGCUCAGAUGAUACUUCUGCUCCAAGUUCUUCGGCUGAUGAGGACAAUGCUAGUGUUCCGUGUUCUUCAGAUGCGAAUACAGCCACACCCUCUGCAUCCCCCGUCAAGUCACGUUUUGAAGUGCAACAACAGAACAUGGCAUCACUAAAAAAUCGCACUGAAUGUAAAUGUGGAGCAAUUAACUGUAGAAAAUAUUUGUUUUAAUGGUUGACCAUUAAAACAAAUGUUUUCUGCAGUUAUUAUAGAAGAAGAAGAGCAAUUUUCAAUAUGAAUGAUAUAUGAAUGUUAUUUAAACGGGUACAUACCACGAUAAAACGACGAGAUUUUUAUUGUCGAUAUUUCGACCCAGUUGCAUGGAUCGUGGUCACGACGGGACUGAAUGAUAUAAUUAAUACCUUGUAAUUGAUUAUAUUUUGAGUAAAUUUAAUUUUGGAUCUCCUUUACAAGAAACAAUGAUCUAAAUUAUAUGUCAUACAAAAGUUUAAUUUUACGUAAAUAUAUAUACUCUGCCUCUGAGUUUAAAUAUCCGCCCAGUUUAAAUAUGACGCGAAUAUAAUAAAGUGGGCGUAUAAUUGUACCUCUGAGUAUAUUAGUACAAGAAUUAAUGUAGCCUUAGUCUGGUUAGAGUAGAAAUAGGUAUAUCCUAUUUUUUAAAUGAUUUAGCGUUCUGGUACAAUGUCAUGUAGAAACCGAAAGGAGUGUGGAUUUCAUUCUACUCCUAACAAGCUAGCCCGCUUCCAUCUUAGAUUGCAUCAUCGCUUACCAUCAAGUGAGAUUGUAGUUAAGGGCUAACUUGUAAAGAAUAAAAAAAAACAGUAUAUAGUAUAAUAUAAAGUGUCUUAUAAUACGGUUUGUGAUUGUAUGCCUUGUUGUAUAUAAUUUAUAUUUUGAGUAAUUUUAAUUUUGGACACCUUUUGCAAGAAACAAUGAUCUAAAUAAUAUGUAAUAUAAAAGUUUUAACAUAAAUAUACUAUAAUAUUAUCACAAAAAUUAAUGUAAGCUUACUCUGAUUAGAGCAGAAAUGUGUAAUUCCUAUUUUUUAGAAAAUUAUACUUUACUAUUUACCUAGUUAUUAUAAAAAGUGCCUUGUAAAUAUUACAAAGAUGUUUCUAUAAAGCCGGGUACUCAUUAGCGAACUGUUCCUGUAACCGGACAGUUACAGUAACGUUCUAAUGUGCACGCAUAUUGUAGUCUUUGUGUCCAUCGAACUGAAUAUGUCCUUCAAACUGAAUGUGUCCAUCGAACUGAAUAUGUCCCAUCGAAUUGAAUAUGUCCAUCAAACACCCUCACCCACCAUACACAUUCAGUCGGCUGUAACUCUUAACAAACUACAUACAGUGUGUGUACUCGAUGUCAAGCUUCCUUAGGUUCGCGACAAAAACCGACAUCCAUCGGCUCGCUGCGUGCCGCUCGCGUACUACGUACACACUAUGAUUUGUGGUUACAGUAACGUCCAACUGUUACGUUACAUAAUGAAUACCUAUUUAUCAUUGGCUCGCUGCGAACUUCAACUCGGUCCGCUCGCGGCAAUUUCGCGAACCACGUACAUACUAUAAAUUUUGGUUACAAAUCAUGCAACUGUUACGGUUAAAGUUCGCUAAUGAGUACCCAGACUUACCGACUGAAUGGGUACGGUGGGUGAGGGCAUUUGAUGGACAUAUUCAAUUCGAUGGACACUAAGACUACAACACGCGUACAACCACGUUAAGCCGGGUACUCAUUAGCGAACCUAGUACCUGUUUAUCAUCGGCUCGCUGCGAAUUGCAACACGGUCCUCUCGCGUAGUUCGCAAGUAUUCGAACCACGUACAUACUAUAAAUUUUGGUUACAAAUCAUGCAACAGUUACGGUUACAGUUCGCUAAUGAGUUCCCGGCUUUACUGUAACUGUCCGGUUUCAGUUACAGUUCGCUAAUGAGUACCCGGCUUUACUGUAACUGUCCGGUUUCAGUUACAGUUCGCUAAUGAGUACCCGGCUUUAGAAAGUAUUUGCAAUUUCACCAGACUACAUUAGCCGUGAUGAAAAAACUGUUUGAGAUUUUGUCCUGUUCUGACAAAUGGUGAUUUUCUAAUUUGGCUGUUAUGUUGGUGAACCGUUUACUGUUAUCUAUUAGGGUUUAAGUAUUUUAGUUUUAUUUUAUUGAUAAUGUUGAAAUUGGAGAAGAGUAUAAGUAUUGCGUUUGUUUAUUAUUAACAAUAAGUUUGUUAAAUAUGUUUAGUUAUCUUACAAUUUAGUGUUAAGAUAUAAUAGUUUUACUAUAUGUCUAUAUAAGUAAUAGUCUUUAUUACAAUAUUUUUUUAUAUAAUUAGAUUACUUGUUAAAAUAAUAACUAGAAAAAGCAUUUUUUUUGGGGUGGAUCAAACAAAUGUCAAUGCUGAUAUAGACCUAGAGAUAACUCCACUAGUAAGAGACAAACAGAUGAAUUAGUUAUAAUAGUAAUAAUCAAAACAAUAUGUCCUAAUUUUCUUAAAGAAAUGUCUCGAAACCUUUUAAAAAGUAUGACAUUAAUAUUUUUAUAUUGAAUGAAAACUUUGCAUGCAUGAUACACUUACUUAGCGAUAAACGUUUACAUAAAAAAUAUUUUAAAUAAAUAAAAUUUUAAUUCAUCAAUCUUUCUAAUAAAAUUGAAAAAGAAAGUUAAUUCAGGAAAGCUUUAUUUUUGACACAUUAAUUUGUUAUCAUAGAAAAUUGUAAAAUGUAACUGAAUUGAAACUAAGUAAACUACAAAGAAUUAAUCUAAAAAUGUAUGUGGUACAUAUGUAUCUACCACAGGAAGAAUAUGUAUCAAUCAUCAUCAAUUUAAAACGGUUGGAUAUUUUUAAUUGCUUUGACUUUCAUGUGCUGGUAUUUUUUCUCGGCCGUUUUUUCUGUAGUGCUAAGCAAUUGCUUAAAUAGCUUAAAGGCUAAUCCAGGAAUGUCCAAACUCCAUAAUUGGCUACCAAACUUACCUAUGUUAAUAGCAUAGGUUCACAUAUUUUCAGUCUUCAUAAAAUGAGGUAUAUCUGGCUCUCGCUGGCCAUUUCAUUCAAGCAAAAGUCGACUUUAUUUUAAUUAAAGUAACAAUAAUAAUAAUUUUUGGCUACUUUGGCUAAUCUGUUGUACAGAUUAGUCAGAUAUGAUAGUUUUAGCACAAGGCUUCAAAAAGUGGAUUAAAAAAAAAUAAGAAAACCAAUUAACAAUAUUUGUCAGGACAACUUAAAUAACAAAUCAAACAAAAACAAAAUACGACCCUAGAGUGGAGUCACGCACUUGUGAAUGUUGUGUGUAGGGUUAAAGGCGCCUUUGACUGUUAACAAACACUCCCCUUUUCCACUCAAGUCACUCUCUCCGCCUAUCCCAAGUAAAGACGUCGGCAUCGUAGCCGUCUCAGACUACUAUUUCCUCCAAUAGGGUAUUUUAAACUGCAAGCUCUCUUUCUUUUCUUCUGUUCUCUUUCAAACUCAAAUCUUAUUAAUAAUUAAAAUCUUGUCAUUAGUCAUUAGCUUCAUUAGAGUUGGCAAUUCUCUGUCAUAAGUAGCCAAAAAUUAUUAUUAUCUAUAACUGCAUUCAAAUCUUAGACCAUUAAUAACUGGACGCGGUUCGCACCCAAAUUCACCAACAAAAAAGUCUGUCAUUUUUUGAGGGGGACGAGGUAAACUCACACAUCGAAACCAUUUAACACCAUUAAGUAUGUUCUGUGUCCAUACACUACACACAACUAUAAAUUUGAGUCGCAAUACACACACGCGUAAUUUAUACACACACUAGCGGACGCCCGCGACUUCGUCCGCGUAAAUUUCGAUGUCAACUUUACUACUACCCCUACCCUACCCUACCACUACCCCAACCCUACCCUACCCAACCCCUACAUCUACCCUACCCCUACCCUACCCUACCCCGACCCCCACCCUACCCCUACCCUACCCCAAACCUACUCCCAUCCUACCUCUACCCUCCCCGUACCCUAUCCCUUUCCUACCCCUAUCCCACCCGUACCCCUAUCUCACGCCUAUCCUACCCCUAUCCCACCCGUACCCCUAUCUCACGCCUAUCCUACCCCUACCCUACCACUUCCCUAUCCUACCACUACCCUAAACCCGGCCCUAAACCUACCCUACCCCUACACUACCCCUACGCUUCCCUACCCGUAUCCUACCCUACCCUGUAACUUCUCUAUCUUACUCCUACACUUAGCAAAAUCGGUCCAGUCCUCCGAGAGUGGUGGUAUGACCAAGAGAAAUAGAGACUUCUAUGCUAAUAAUAUAAAGAGGUAAAGUUCGUGUGGUUGUAGGAGGUAAUCUCUGAAUCUACUGGACCGAUUUGGAAAAUUGUUUUACCAAUAGAAAGCUACGUUAUUUGCGAGCGUCAUAGGCUAUGUUUGAUCCCCAUAUUCACACGGGAACGGGAACUACGUAAAUGAAAGCGCCGGGCGUCAUACAGCGGAAUUUCUGCGUCUUUUAGAAAUUUUGUAUUAUCUCCGAAACUAUUUAAGUAAUUAACAUACGGUAAAGGGCAAAUCUUAUCUCCAUAAUAUCCUUGUAAUUAUUAAAUAAUUUAUUUUAAUAAGGAUUAAAGUUUAGUUGUAUAAAUAAUGACGUAAACCUAAGUAUAUAAAAUUAAUAAUUUUUAAAACACAAAAGGUACUAUAUCUGCUAAUAUAUAAAAGAUAGAUAUAUGGCGUCGCGGACUUUUUUGUAGAACUUUUAAAGAUACAUAAAGUUUCCAUACAUUAAUUUCAAUUUUACACAAUAGUUAAGGCAGCGCAUGCGAAUAAGUCUGUUUAAGAGGAUUUUCAGUCCGACCUGUAUGACAAAAACUGUGAUAACUCGGCUAAUAUAUUUGAUACCAAUAUGAAAUAUAGCCUAUAGCACUCCCCGAUAAUGUAGCAUUCUACUGGUGAAAGAAUUUUUAAAAUCGGACCAGUAGUUCCGAAGAUUACCCCAUUUAAAAAAUGUGACAAACUUACAAACUUACAAACUUUACCUCUUUAUAAUAGCCCAAGAGCCCACGACAGCCAGACCUUCGUUAUUUUAUAAAAGUUGAAAGUUUCUCUGUAGAUGUCUCCUAUACAGGUAAGAACGACCAGCGACUAUAAAGUUUGGGUUGUGGUUACUUGGGCAGGUAACAGGUAGUAAAGGUGUAUAAAAUAGUACUUGAAAUUCGUUAAAGUAUAAAGCUCAAUUUUUUAAUAUUUCCUUCGGGAUAACUUUAAAAAUCUCGUCAUCCAUUGCCGGACACUUAUGACAGUUGCUACCCCCUGCCAGACACCCCUAAACUUCAAUAAAUUAUAAUUAUACUUUCGUUAUAGUAUAAAAGCUAAAUUUUAUAUAUGUUACUUGGGGACUUAUAAAAAGAUGUUACCUCAAUAGCCGGACAGUUUUCGUGAUUUUUACAUCUUGCCAGACACAUCGAAAGUCCACUAUAGGUGCGAGCGCGAAUGCUUAGUCGAUUACUAUUUUUUAAGAUAUCUAAUAAAAAAUAAUUUUAUUACGUUCAUAGCCAUGUUAUAUAAAGUAAAAAAUGUUUGUUUAAUAUCAUAAAAAUAUAAAAAAAAAGUAUAAUUACAAGUAAAAAAAGAUAAUUAAACUUAUUUAUUAAUUUAAACAUUGUCGUCGAUGUUUUCAUUUUCUUCAUCACUACUUCUCCAGUCGAUGGCAGAAUCGUCCUCAACAUCACCUUCUUCUUCAGUGUCUGAAAAAAAAAAUAAGCAAGUUCAAAAAUUAAGCAAGUUUAUACAAUUAUAAAUAAUUCAAAAAUUA